Molecule: messenger RNA, 1041 nt
Organism: Molossus molossus (Pallas's mastiff bat)
Lineage: Eukaryota; Metazoa; Chordata; Mammalia; Chiroptera; Molossidae
Gene: SLC35G6
Product: solute carrier family 35 member G6
Source: RefSeq, a predicted model, not a curated record
AUGACCAAGGAGCCACUGUCCAAGCUGUUUCCUUGCAGCCGCCAGGCCUCUCCUCCCAGUGACCCUGACACGCUGGGCAAGCCAGCUGGCAGUCACCCCUAUUUCAACCUUCCUGACUUCACCAAGCCAUUGCUGCCUCCACUCUGCCCAGCCUCCCCUGGCACCUGUACUGCCACCAAGGGCCUGAUUGUGGCCCUGUUGAGGCCCGCUGGCUUCAUGGGCCCUUUCUCCCAGGUGGCUUACCAGACUUCCCACUAACUUGUUGAGCUGCUCAUCUCUCUAAACCUCUUCCACCUCCCCUUUGCCUUGCCUUUGCCUCCAUCCUUUUCACUGUCUUCAGCACUGGAUAUAUCAGUUCAAGUGAUGCCAGUUGGCAAUGCUGUCAUUGUCCACAAAGGUUCUUCCAUCAUCUGCUCUGCUUUCCUCGCCCUCUGUCUUUUUUUUUUAAUUGACCAUUGUGGCCUGCUGGGCAGCAUGGUGGUACUAAUCAUCAUUGUGGGACCAAGUCUACGGACACAACAGAACGGGAUAAAGGGCCUCUACACCACCCUGAGGUAUGUGCCUGCUUCCCUGGGCAGCCUGGCACUAUUGCUGGGGCUUCUGGUAUAUCUUUCCCUGGAUUUCCCCUCCUGCCUCACAGUGGCCUUCCUGUUUGGCUUGGUGGACAUGGUGGGCUCCAUACCAGGCCUAUUUCUGAUGCAGACCCCUGUGCUGCCCAUUGAUCCUCUGAGUUGGAGCUGUGUGGGGCUGGUGAUCCUUGACCUGGUCUCCUUUGUGUGUGUGAACUAUGCGGUCACCAAGGCCCACCCUGCCCUGGUGUGUGCUGUCCUGCACUCUGAGGUGGUGGCGGCUCUGAUGCUGCAGUAUUAUGUGCUCUAAGAGACCACGGUGGUAACUUCUGACACCAUUGGGGCAGUGGUUGUGUUGGGCCACAUUACCAACCAGGCCCAGAAUCUCAGCUGUGAGAGGGCAGGGCAGGGCAGUUGGAGGAGUGAGACUGACCUGAGAGCUGGGGGUUGGGGUGGGGUGGAGCAAGGGUAA